AUGUCGUUUGCCACGAGAAUGUGGGCGCGUCGACUCGCCACCGCCACUCGCCCAUCGUCAUACACUAAAGCCAGAGCCAUGCCUUCCGCCGCUGCUUUCCGUCCCAUGCGUCAAUGGCGCGGCAUGGCCUCUGCUGCCAACCAAACCGUUGAGAAUAUCCCCAUCACCACCAUCACCGAAGACACAGAAGCCAGCGUCGCAUCCGAGGAUGAAGAAGCCAAAAUGCGCAACUUUACCGUCAACUUUGGUCCUCAGCAUCCUGCUGCUCACGGUGUGUUGCGUUUGAUUUUGGAAUUGAACGGUGAAGAAAUUGUUCGUGCCGAUCCUCACAUUGGUCUGUUGCAUCGUGGUACCGAAAAGUUGAUUGAAUACAAGACGUACUUGCAAGCAUUGCCUUACUUCGAUCGUCUCGAUUACUGUUCCAUGAUGACCAACGAACAGGCUUAUGCGUUGGCUGUCGAAAAGUUGCUCAACAUUGAAGUACCUGAGCGCGCCAAAUACAUCCGUACCAUGUUUGGUGAAAUUACUCGAAUUCUUAAUCACAUUAUGUCUGUCAUGUCCCACGCAAUGGAUGUUGGUGCUUUGACACCUUUCUUGUGGAUGUUUGAGGAGCGUGAAAAAUUGAUGGAAUUCUACGAACGUGUCUCGGGUGCCCGUAUUCACGCUGCAUACGUCCGACCUGGUGGUGUAGCUUCCGAUAUGCCCAUCGGUCUCUUGGACGAUAUCCAUGACUGGGCUUUACAGUUCGGCGAUCGUAUUGACGAAGUCGAAGAAAUGUUGAGCGGCAACCGUAUCUGGCAAAUCCGUACCGAGCGCGUUGGUGUUGUCACGACCAAGGAAGCUCUAGACUGGGGUUUCUCAGGUGUCAUGGUCCGUGGCUCCGGCUUCAAGUGGGAUCUCCGUAAGGUUGCUCCCUAUGAUGCUUACGAUAAGGUCGAAUUCGAUAUUCCCGUUGGUAAGAACGGUGAUUGUUUCGACCGUUACUUGUGCCGUAUGGAAGAGAUGCGUCAGUCCCUCCGUAUCAUUGGCCAGUGUGUCAAUCAGAUGCCCGCUGGUGUCGUUAAGGUCGACGACUGGAAGAUUGCUCCCCCUCCACGUGCUGCUAUGAAGGAAAACAUGGAGGCUUUGAUUCACCACUUCAAGCUCUACUCUGAAGGUUACUCAGUUCCCGCGGGCGAGACCUACACCGUCAUUGAAGCCCCCAAGGGUGAAUAUGGUGUCUUCUUGGUCUCUGAUGGCUCGAACAGACCUUACCGCUGCAAGAUUAAGGCACCUGGUUUCAACCAUUUGCAAGGUUCUGAUUUCAUGUCCCGUGGUCACUUGUUGCCCGAUAUGGUUGCCCUCAUUGGUACAAUGGAUAUUGUGUUCGGUGAAGUCGAUCGAUAA
Molecule: messenger RNA, 1386 nt
Organism: Zychaea mexicana
Lineage: Eukaryota; Fungi; Mucoromycota; Mucoromycetes; Mucorales; Lichtheimiaceae
Product: NADH-ubiquinone oxidoreductase
Exons: 8
Coding region: 1-1386 (461 amino acids)
Biological process (GO): mitochondrial electron transport, NADH to ubiquinone
Molecular function (GO): NAD binding; quinone binding; NADH dehydrogenase (ubiquinone) activity
Source: RefSeq, a predicted model, not a curated record